Chaetomium fimeti is the source of this 1648-nucleotide messenger RNA. RefSeq names its product ADP,ATP carrier protein. The record is from RefSeq and is a predicted model, not a curated record. Gene Ontology annotation, biological process: mitochondrial ATP transmembrane transport; mitochondrial ADP transmembrane transport. Bases 336 to 1271 code for a protein of 311 amino acids. Gene Ontology annotation, molecular function: ATP:ADP antiporter activity. Lineage: Eukaryota; Fungi; Ascomycota; Sordariomycetes; Sordariales; Chaetomiaceae. Gene Ontology annotation, cellular component: mitochondrial inner membrane. The transcript is spliced from 5 exons.
CCUUCGGGCUUUGCCGGCAUUGCAAAUCCUUAGCGCCACGGGCAAGGCUGGAAAAAGACCAUGCUGCCCAGUCGUUGCCGCGCACCCGUGGCGGUGUACUUGGUCCGUGCGUUAGCGGGACCAGGGGCCGGCAAGAAUCGCACCUCAAAAGCUGGGCUCUUCCGAGCCUGUUGCGAAUUUUUUUCCCUCUCCCCCCCCAAACUCGACGGCCGCAGAAUUUAUUUUCGCGCGACAUCUUGCAUCGUCCAUCUUCUUAGACUCUCGCAGCAGAGCUUGGACUCCCCUCUCCACUCCCUUCUUUUCUCUUCAAAGUUGUCUUUGAACAAACCGUCAAGAUGUCUAAAAAGGAGGAUAUCAAGAUCAUGGGCAUGCCGUCCUUCGUGGUCGACUUCCUGAUGGGUGGUGUCUCCGCCGCCGUCUCGAAGACCGCUGCUGCUCCCAUUGAGCGUAUCAAGCUCCUUGUCCAGAACCAGGAUGAGAUGAUCAAGGCUGGCCGCCUCGACCGCCGCUACAAUGGCAUCGUCGACUGCUUCCGCCGCACCACCGCCGACGAGGGCCUCAUGGCCUUGUGGCGUGGUAACACCGCCAACGUCAUCCGUUACUUCCCGACUCAGGCCCUGAACUUCGCUUUCCGUGACAAGUUCAAGGCCAUGUUCGGCUACAAGAAGGAGCGCGAUGGCUAUGCCAAGUGGAUGGCUGGUAACCUGGCCUCCGGUGGUGCUGCCGGUGCCACGUCGCUGCUCUUCGUCUACUCGCUCGACUACGCGCGUACCCGUCUUGCCAACGACGCCAAGUCCGCCAAGGGUGGUGGUGCCCGCCAGUUCAACGGCCUGAUCGACGUCUACCGCAAGACCAUGGCCACCGACGGUAUCGCCGGUCUGUACCGUGGCUUCGGUCCCUCCGUCGCCGGUAUCAUCGUCUACCGUGGUCUCUACUUCGGCAUGUACGACUCCAUCAAGCCCGUCGUCCUUGUCGGCUCGCUCUCCAACAACUUCCUCGCCUCUUUCAUGCUCGGCUGGUGCGUCACCACUGGUGCCGGUAUCGCCUCGUACCCCCUUGACACCGUCCGUCGCCGCAUGAUGAUGACCUCUGGUGAGGCCGUCAAGUACAAGAGCUCGUUCGAUGCCUUCCAGCAGAUCGUUGCCAAGGAGGGUGUUAAGUCGCUCUUCAAGGGCGCUGGUGCCAACAUCCUCCGUGGUGUUGCUGGUGCUGGUGUGCUGUCCAUCUACGACCAGCUCCAGGUCCUGAUGUUCGGCAAGGCUUUCAAGUAAACUGCCUCACCCACUGUACAAAAUCCUCGAUGACGGAGGCCGUCGGGGGGUAAUCACGGCUGCAGCAGCUGGCUAAGCCGAGGGGGCGAGGGGCUGGGGGGGUGGUCGUUUCGCUGGGAGACGGGGAUCCUUCGUGGCAGGCAGCAAAUGCUUCUGGACGUUGGGUAUGCGGGGAACAAAAACUGGGCAUGUCUGGCGUUUACUGGGACGCGGAUGGGCCGGUCACCCGCUGUAAUUUAUACUCUUGAGCCAUUCCCGGUUUAUUCCUUGCUUGCGUGGGGUCGCCGUUGCUUCGCGUGGGUGUUUCCUUCUGUUGCAUGCGCCUCAUAGAUCCCAUAGUUCUGGCCAAUUGAUCGGCGAUUUCCUUGCGGUACGAA